GGUGCACACAGUGCCCGAACCACAUCGAGGGAUGUUAUACAAACAUCAACAGCACAACGUACAACACGACCAUUGCAAGUCACUUUAGUGUCAGCAUGGUUGUGGUCUGGGUUGUGGUCAGCGUCUUCGCUCUCAUUCUAGCUGGACUUGUUCUGCUCUUCUGGUUCUACGAAAAGGCUGGAAGAAAACGGACAGCACCACUACAGAACAGAGAACUACCCCGCCCAGCAGUGAAAUUCAGGGUGGAACCCGAGUACAAUACUUUGUACACUACUGAGGAGCUGUUCGGUUCGCAGGUGCAAGGCACUUCAAGACAAAAGUCCAUCCCAAAGCGAGACACACGGAUAAAGUUGGUGGAGCACAGUAACGAGAUCCCUCUAGAGGAAGCGACAGUGCAGUACAAAAAGCAGGAAUACGUAACCGGCUACAUACUUCCCUGAGAUUCAGCGUGAUUCUAAAUGUGUUGAACCGUUGGUGUUUGGACAAUUAUUGUUUGGAAGAACUAUAGAUAUUUAUGGGUAAAAUGUUAAUACAUGGUUUAAAUGUAACCUUAGUCCAGUUGUUUCCCAAAACCCAAACCGUAUAUUUAUAUUGUAUAAUAUUGUAUUUAGAGGAGAGGGGAGAUAAUAAGAGCGUUUAAAAAGUAGAAAAAGUUAUUUCAAAAUGCUUGGUGUAAAACUCAGUGAUUAGUGAAACCCGACACCACAAAUCUUUCUUUCAGUAAAAGCUGUAAGAUGAAACUUCGCCCCGGAACUUUUUUUAUCGGUUGUUUAGCUUUAGUUUAGAUAGAAACUUUCUCUCUACAAUAUUUGUUUUUCUGUUACAUUGUUUAAAAAAUGAGUUUCCACUAUUGAUGAACUUUCCAAAAUGAACCUCCAAACGCAAGUAAUUAAGACUCAAGUGUCGGGUACCACAAUACAAACUGGACCACACCCCAGAAAGAUGAGCAGGUCGAGGGUACAGGGUACGAGGGCUGCUUCAGAGCUGGCAACCAGGCGGUUAUCAGAAUCCCUCACCUCAACGGUUAUUAAUCUGGGGAAUAACGCUG
Messenger RNA from Bolinopsis microptera, 1048 nucleotides. RefSeq lists its product as uncharacterized. Bases 96 to 440 code for a protein of 114 amino acids. The record is from RefSeq and is a predicted model, not a curated record. Lineage: Eukaryota; Metazoa; Ctenophora; Tentaculata; Lobata; Bolinopsidae. The transcript is spliced from 5 exons.